AUGUUUCUUUUACCACAUCGUACGACAGUAAUAAUGUGUUUAGUUAGCUGUUUAGAAAAACAUAAUAAUAAAGAUGGUCCAUCAUGCCCUCAAUGUAAUGUUGUACUCACACAAAAAGAAUUGGAAUCUUUAAAAAUUAUUUGGGAAAAGGCUCCAUUUUUGGUUGAGAUUCCACAUCUAAACAAUGUUAAGGACAACAAAGAGAUAGCUGAAGAAAAAGGAGAGUUUUAUGUUGCUUUGUUGAACGGUCAAAAGUAUUCAUUUAGAUUUGAGCAAGUCAAGACUGUUAGAGCUUUGAAACUAUCAUUGGUGCAAAUAACCGGUAUUGAGAGUAGAAAGCAAAAGCUGAUAUUUGAAGGCGUUGAAUUAAAAGAUGCCAAACCCAGAGGUGGUGGUGAUAUGAGACUUAAUUCCAUUAGAGAAUUAGAAGGAAAUAUUGGUCAAUAG
Messenger RNA from Cetraspora pellucida, 447 nucleotides. Lineage: Eukaryota; Fungi; Glomeromycota; Glomeromycetes; Diversisporales; Gigasporaceae. The record is from the annotation of a GenBank genome assembly.